Molecule: messenger RNA, 1875 nt
Organism: Larimichthys crocea (large yellow croaker)
Lineage: Eukaryota; Metazoa; Chordata; Actinopteri; Sciaenidae
Gene: fgf14
Product: fibroblast growth factor 14
Exons: 5
Coding region: 1020-1784 (254 amino acids)
Molecular function (GO): growth factor activity
Source: RefSeq, a predicted model, not a curated record
GUUGUGGAGGGAGGGGGGGGGCUGCAAAAUGUAGACCCUUUAACGCGCGGUGCACGCGUGCAUCCGUGCAGAAAAGACGCUGUCUCGUUCCCAGAAUACAAGCCUGAAAAACGGGCUUGGGACAAUAGUCUCAGUCGGAUCAUAAAAAUUUCCAAGAGCAUCACCGAAAUGACGGCGCAGAAACCACGUGUUUACGUAAUGGAAAGCCAAUCUUUCAAUUUAACCCCUCCUCCCUGUCUAUUUCUAACAGAGGUCCGACGCUGAGAGGAAAUUCGUGCAAAUGUUUUUAUAGGCGCAGCGUACUUUUUUUUUUUUUUUUUUCUGGGGAGGAGGAGAUGCAAGAAGUGGCGUGGAGCUGAAGAGGCGUGAGGAAAAUACACCACAAAGAGGGAAGAGACGCACACUUCAGGAAUCACGGAGAGAGACACACACACAUAUGCGCACCACGCUCACAUACACACGCACACACACACACACAAGCCCAAAGCCCUGGCUUUAACAGAAACGUUGCAGCAGUGUGGGACUGUUAAGAAAUGAAAACUGAGGUUGGCGUUAUCUGACCUCGCCUCAGCAAGCAAGGUUUUUUUUUUUUUUUUUUUUUUUUUUGGACACAGGAGAGACGAAUUGGGACUUGGAUCAACCCGGCAAUGUGGUGUUUUGUUGGGGCUAUCAUUGCAGCAGCAGUCUGUGCAUAGGAUGCAUCCUCCCUUGGCUUUUGAUGCUGUGCAGAUCCACCCUCCUCUCCUCAGAGUGAUGAACUAAUAGGCAAUGAUUUUCUCCUCGGAAAUCCACCGUGUUUUACUGUUUUCACGUUAGUUGUGUUUGUUUACUGGCGGCCCCGUCUCCUCCCGGUGCGACACAUGCAAUUUACAGAGUAUAUUUUCUAUUAUCGACUAGUUGAGGAGGCAUCCUUUAUACGCCAGAAGAAGAAAACACACCAUUAUUACGAAGUCUGACAGAUACUGAAUAUUUUGCCACGUGAAUGAAAGCGCACAGGACUUGGAUGUAUCUGUUUUUCUAUGAUACAAUUGGCAGCCUUGUCCUGGAGAACUGAUCCAAUUGUGUUAUUAUGCAACCGCAAGGAUCUCAUCUAUAUCUGGGUGUUUAAGCCACUGGAUUGCUCUUCGCCCAAAUCAAUGUGGUUUCUUUGGAACAUUUUCAGCAAAGGAACGCAUAUGCUGCAGUGUCUUUGUGGCAAGAGUCUUAAGAAAAACAAGAAUCCAAGUGAUCCCCAGCUCAAGGGUAUAGUGACCAGGUUAUAUUGCAGGCAGGGAUACUACUUGCAAAUGAACCCCGAUGGCUCUCUUGAUGGGACCAAGGAUGACAGCAGUAAUUCCUCUUUGUUCAACCUUAUUCCUGUGGGCCUCAGAGUUGUCGCCAUUCAGUCCGUGAAGACAGGGUUAUACAUCGCCAUGAACGGGGAGGGCCAUCUGUACACAUCAGAACUCUUUACAGCAGAAUGCAAGUUCAAAGAGUCGGUGUUUGAGAACUACUAUGUGAUCUACUCAUCCAUGUUGUACAGACAACAGGAGUCGGGGAGAGCUUGGUUCCUAGGGCUCAAUAAAGAGGGCCAAGCCAUGAAGGGGAACCGAGUGAAAAAAACAAAACCAGCUGCUCACUUCCUGCCCAAGCCAUUAGAAGUCGCCAUGUACAGAGAGCCAUCGUUGCAUGAUGUUGGAGAGACGGUGCCCAAGGCGGCGGUACCUCCCAGUAAAAGCACAAGUGAGCCGGCAGUGAUGAACGGAGGUAAACCUGUCAGCAAGCCCGACAAGCCCACCACAUAGCCACACCUGACCAGUGCCCAGUGUGUGUGUGUGUGUGUGUGUUAGUGUGUGGAGGAGGAGGAGGAGGGGAACGCGACGGAGGCAGGGCUUU